Molecule: messenger RNA, 5040 nt
Organism: Nomascus leucogenys (northern white-cheeked gibbon)
Lineage: Eukaryota; Metazoa; Chordata; Mammalia; Primates; Hylobatidae
Source: RefSeq, a predicted model, not a curated record
AUGCUGGGGAGAUGAAGAUAGUGUGUGGCUGCUUCUGGACUCAAGGAGGAGGAGAGAGAUUCCGCGAGCCGACACCAUGCGAUCCAAGGCGAGGGCGAGGAAGCUAGCCAAAAGUGACGGUGACGUUGUAAAUAAUAUGUAUGAGCCCAACCGAGACCUGCUGGCCAGCCACAGCGCAGAGGACGAGGCCGAGGACAGUGCCAUGUUGCCCAUCCCUGUGGGGCCACCGUCCCCCUUCCCCACCAGCGAGGACUUCACCCCCAAGGAGGGCUCGCCGUAUGAGGCCCCUGUCUACAUUCCUGAAGACAUUCCGAUCCCACCAGACUUCGAGCUCCGCGAGUCCUCUAUCCCAGGGGCUGGCCUGGGUGUCUGGGCCAAGAGGAAGAUGGAAGCCGGGGAGAGGCUGGGCCCCUGCAUGGUGGUGCCCCGGGCGGCGGCAAAGGAGACGGACUUCGGAUGGGAGCAAAUACUGACCGAUGCAGAAGUGUCGCCCCAGGAAGGCUGCAUCAAAAAGAUCUCGGAAGACCUGGGCAGUGAGAAGUUCUGCGUGGAUGCAAAUCAGGCGGGGGCCGGCAGCUGGCUCAAGUACAUCCGUGUGGCGUGCUCCUGCGAUGAUCAGAACCUCACCAUGUGUCAGAUCAGUGAGCAGAUUUACUAUAAAGUCAUUAAGGACAUUGAGCCAGGUGAGGAGCUGCUCGUGCACGUGAAGGAAGGCGUCUACCCCCUGGGCACAGUGCCGCCCGGCCUGGACGAGGAGCCCACGUUCCGCUGUGACGAGUGUGACGAACUCUUCCAGUCCAAGCUGGACCUGCGGCGCCACAAGAAGUACACGUGUGGCUCAGUGGGGGCUGCGCUCUACGAGGGCCUGGCUGAGGAGCUCAAGCCUGAGGGCCUUGGUGGUGGCAGCGGCCAAGCCCACGAGUGCAAGGACUGCGAGCGGAUGUUCCCCAACAAGUACAGCCUGGAGCAGCACAUGGUCAUCCACACGGAGGAGCGCGAGUACAAAUGCGACCAGUGCCCCAAGGCCUUCAACUGGAAGUCCAACCUCAUCCGCCACCAGAUGUCCCACGACAGCGGCAAACGCUUCGAAUGUGAAAACUGCGUGAAGGUGUUCACGGACCCCAGCAACCUUCAGCGGCACAUCCGCUCGCAGCACGUGGGCGCUCGGGCCCACGCGUGCCCCGACUGCGGGAAGACCUUCGCCACGUCCUCCGGCCUCAAGCAGCACAAGCACAUCCACAGCACGGUGAAACCUUUCAUAUGUGAGGUCUGCCACAAGUCCUACACGCAAUUCUCCAACCUGUGCCGGCACAAGCGGAUGCACGCCGACUGCCGCACGCAGAUCAAGUGCAAGGACUGUGGCCAGAUGUUCAGCACUACCUCCUCCCUCAACAAGCACCGGCGCUUCUGCGAGGGCAAGAACCAUUACACACCAGGUGGCAUCUUUGCUCCGGGCCUGCCCUUGACCCCCAGCCCCAUGAUGGACAAGGCAAAACCCUCCCCCAGCCUCAAUCAUGCCAGCCUGGGCUUCAACGAGUACUUCCCCUCCAGGCCACACCGGGGGAGCCUGCCCUUCUCCACGGCGCCUCCCACGUUCCCCGCACUCACCCCCGGCUUCCCGGGCAUCUUCCCUCCAUCCUUGUACCCCCGGCCACCUCUGCUACCUCCCACACCGCUGCUCAAGAGCCCCCUGAACCACACCCAGGACGCCAAGCUCCCCAGCCCCCUGGGGAACCCAGCCCUGCCCCUGGUCUCCGCCGUCAGCAACAGCAGCCAGGGCACGACGGCAGCUGUGGGGCCCGAGGAGAAGUUUGAGAGCCGCCUGGAGGACUCCCGUGUGGAGAAGCUGAAAACCAGGAGCAGUGACAUGUCGGACGGCAGUGACUUUGAGGACGUCAACACCACCACGGGGACUGACCUGGACACGACCACGGGAACGGGCUCGGACCUGGACAGCGACGUGGACAGCGACCCUGACAAGGACAAGGGCAAGGGCAAGUCGGCCGAGGGCCAGCCCGAGUUUGGGGGCAGCUUGGCGCCCCCGGGGGCCCUGAACAGCGUGGCCGAGGUGCCCGUCUUCUAUUCCCAGCACUCAUUCUUCCCGCCGCCCGACGAACAGCUGCUGACGGCGACAGGCGCCGCUGGAGACUCCAUCAAGGCCAUCGCAUCCAUUGCCGAGAAGUACUUUGGCCCCGGCUUCAUGGGGAUGCAGGAGAAGAAGCUGGGCUCGCUCCCCUACCACUCGGCAUUCCCCUUCCAGUUCCUGCCCAACUUCCCCCACUCCCUCUACCCCUUCACGGACCGAGCCCUCGCCCACAACUUGCUGGUCAAGGCCGAGCCAAAGUCACCCCGGGACGCCCUCAAGGUGGGCGGCCCCAGUGCCGAGUGCCCCUUCGAUCUCACCACCAAGCCCAAAGACGUGAAGCCCGUCCUGCCCAUGCCCAAGGGCCCCUCCGCCCCCGCAUCCGGCGAGGAGCAGCCGCUGGACCUGAGCAUCGGCAGCCGGGCCCGCGCCAGCCAGAACGGCGGCGGGCGGGAGCCCCGGAAGAACCACGUCUACGGGGAACGCAAGCUGGGCGCCGGCGAGGGGCUGCCCCAGGUGUGCCCAGCACGGAUGCCCCAGCAGCCCCCGCUCCACUACGCCAAGCCCUCGCCCUUCUUCAUGGACCCCAUCUACAGCAGGGUAGAAAAGCGGAAGGUCACGGACCCCGUGGGAGCCCUGAAGGAGAAGUACCUGCGGCCGUCCCCACUGCUCUUCCACCCCCAGAUGUCAGCCAUAGAGACCAUGACGGAGAAGCUGGAGAGCUUUGCAGCCAUGAAGGCGGACUCGGGCAGCUCCCUGCAGCCCCUCCCCCACCACCCCUUCAACUUCCGGUCCCCACCCCCAACGCUGUCCGACCCCAUCCUCAGGAAGGGCAAGGAGCGAUACACGUGCAGGUACUGUGGGAAGAUCUUCCCCAGAUCAGCCAAUCUCACCAGACACCUGAGGACACACACUGGGGAGCAGCCGUACAGGUGUAAGUACUGCGACCGCUCCUUCAGCAUCUCCUCGAACCUCCAACGGCACGUCCGGAACAUCCAUAACAAGGAGAAGCCCUUCAAGUGCCACCUGUGCAACCGCUGCUUCGGGCAGCAGACCAACCUGGACCGGCACCUCAAGAAGCACGAACACGAGAACGCACCAGUGAGCCAGCACCCCGGUGUCCUCACGAACCACCUGGGGACCAGCGCCUCCUCUCCCACCUCAGAGUCGGACAACCACGCACUUUUAGACGAGAAAGAAGACUCUUAUUUCUCGGAAAUCAGAAACUUUAUUGCCAAUAGUGAGAUGAACCAAGCAUCAACGCGAACAGAGAAACGGGUGGAGAUGCAGGACGUGGACGGCAGUGCCCAGUGUCCAGGCCUAGCCAGCGAGAAGCAGGAGGACGUGGAGGAGGAGGAGGACGAUGACCUGGAGGAGGACGAUGAGGACAGCCUGGCCGGAAAGUCACAGGACGACACCGUGUCCCCCGCACCCGAGCCCCAGGCCGCCUACGAGGAUGAGGAGGACGAGGAGCCACCCACCUCCCUGGCCGUGGGCUUCGACCACACCCGAAGGUGUGCUGAAGACCACGAAGGCGGUCUGUUAGCUUUGGAGCCGAUGCCGACUUUUGGGAAGGGGCUGGACCUCCGCAGAGCAGCUGAGGAAGCAUUUGAAGUUAAAGAUGUGCUUAAUUCCACCUUAGAUUCUGAGGCUUUAAAACAUACACUGUGCAGGCAGGCUAAGAACCAGGCAUAUGCAAUGAUGCUGUCCCUUUCCGAAGACACUCCUCUCCACACCCCCUCCCAGGGUUCUCUGGACGCUUGGUUGAACAUCACCGGAGCCACGUCGGAGUCUGGAGCAUUUCACCCCAUUAACCACCUCUGAUGGGCUGGGCAGCCGGGGGCCGGCGGCCAGAGCGAGGGCACCAGCCGCGGAGGACGGAGGCGGGCGGGGCCCCGGAGAACCCUGUCCCUGCGUGUGGCCACUCCUCAGCGUCCUCCCCACCCACCAUGGUUCACUCCGACUUUUCCAAUGGAAACUCAGAUCCCGAAAGUCCCUAAAGCAGUCGUAGAGUCUCACCAUCUCCAAGGAUUGGUCUUGAGAACACUGUUCAGUGACGGCCCUGCAGGUGGCCGUCCAAAGACAGCCAACGGAGCUGCCUCGCAGAAUCAGCCAGUGGGCAGGUGGAUGAUCCGCUGAGACACAGAAUCAGCCAAUAGGCAGGUGGACGCUCUGCUGAGACAGAAGCUGGUGGCCACUGCCGGGUGCCUGCGUGGGGUCGCGGAAGGGAAUGGAUAGACGGGUGUGCUCAAAAGAGAGAGAUCACUCAAAUGAUUUUUAUAAUGAAAUGACAAGAAUAACCCUUUUGGUAACCGUAUUGACUACAGAGUCUAUUUAAGCAUGUGGUUUUAAAAAUAGACAGUAUUUUUUAAAAAUCAAAAAAUGACUUGCAAAUUGUUUUUUAAAAGUAAUUUUGCAUUGCUUUGAAAGUUGAGCUCAUUUGCAAACCCGAGUCUGCCUGGGAACCCGCACUGUGCCUGGGUGUGUUCUUUAUACUGUAGAUAAUGGAAAAAUUUUCUAUCUCUGUCCCUAUUUGUAUAAGCCAAGGUGACGCUGGGUGCCUGAGGCAGAACAAGAGGCGUGGGGCCACACCCAUGAACCAUGCAGACGGCCGAAGAAGUCUUAGACGGGGCGCCCUGGGCUGCAGGCCUGCCCGAGGCUGGGAUGGGAAGCGUGCCUGCCCUCGUGUGACAUGGAAUUGGUGCCAGGGCCGCCACGUGGCCUUCAGAGGAAUCCACAGGUCCCCACCCAAGAUCCCUCAAUUAUAUGGGGAAGUCGAGGGCCCAUGGCUCGGGUCCGCCAUGCAGAGAUGUGGCCAGGCACCCAUCUUCCUUCCCUCCUCUGUCCCUGCCUCGGCCACCCCACGCCGGAACCCACCGCCGUCUUCUGAAGGCAGGGCCUUGGCCACGUCCUGGGUCUCCCACCUCCCACCUGACCCCAGCGGCUCGGUGUCCUCC